Messenger RNA from Mercurialis annua (annual mercury), 2636 nucleotides. RefSeq names its product probable methionine--tRNA ligase. The record is from RefSeq and is a predicted model, not a curated record. Bases 16 to 2463 code for a protein of 815 amino acids. Gene Ontology annotation, cellular component: cytosol; aminoacyl-tRNA synthetase multienzyme complex. NCBI's taxonomy places the organism in Eukaryota, Viridiplantae, Streptophyta, Magnoliopsida, Malpighiales, Euphorbiaceae. The transcript has 17 exons. Gene Ontology annotation, molecular function: methionine-tRNA ligase activity; tRNA binding; ATP binding. Gene Ontology annotation, biological process: methionyl-tRNA aminoacylation.
UCUGAGAAAGCCGCCAUGUCCGAAACUGACGCCUGCAACACAAAUCUGCUGCUUCUCCACGCUACUCCACUGAUGGAAGAUACCAGCGAGCAAUCCGCCGGAAAAAAGCUGCCGAUCGCCGGAAAGAGGAACAUUCUGAUUACCAGCGCGUUGCCGUAUGUUAAUAAUGUACCUCACCUCGGCAACAUCAUAGGCUGUGUAUUGAGCGCUGAUGUUUUUGCUCGAUAUUGCCGGCUUAGAGGCUAUAAUGCUAUUUAUAUUUGCGGCACUGAUGAGUAUGGAACAGCUACAGAAACCAAAGCUUUGGAAGAGAAUUGCUCUCCUAAACAAAUCUGCGACAAGUAUCAUGCAAUUCACAGGGAAGUCUACAAUUGGUUUAAUAUAAAGUUUGAUGAAUUUGGACGGACAUCCACACCACAGCAGACUGAAGUUUGCCAAGCAAUUUUUAAGAAGUUAUUAGAGAACAAUUGGCUAUCCGAGAACACCAUGCAGCAGCUUUACUGCGACACAUGCAAAAAGUUUUUAGCGGACAGGCUUGUAGAAGGUACUUGUCCAACUGAAGGGUGUAAUUAUGAUUCAGCGCGAGGAGAUCAAUGUGAGAAAUGUGGCAAAUUAUUGAAUCCAACAGAGUUAAAAGAUCCUAGGUGCAAGGUUUGUCGAAACGCUCCACAUAUCCGUGAUACAAAUCACUUGUUUCUUGAGCUUCCUCUGCUUAAGGAUGAAUUGGUAAAGUAUAUUGAGAGCAUGUCAAUAGCUGGAUCCUGGAGUCAGAAUGCUAUUCAAUCCACCAAUGCAUGGUUGAAAGAAGGACUUAAGCAACGGUGUAUUACAAGAGAUUUAAAGUGGGGGGUUCCAGUUCCACAUGAGAAUUUUAAGGACAAGGUUUUCUAUGUCUGGUUUGAUGCGCCAAUUGGAUAUGUCUCCAUCACUUCAUGCUACACUCCUGAAUGGGAGAAGUGGUGGAAAAAUCCCGAAAACGUGGAGCUUUAUCAAUUUAUGGGGAAAGAUAAUGUACCAUUUCACACUGUGAUGUUUCCAUCUACACUUAUUGGCACUGGUGAAAAUUGGACCAUGAUGAAGACUAUAAGUGUUACUGAAUACUUGAACUAUGAAGCAGGAAAGUUUUCAAAGAGUAAAGGCAUAGGAGUUUUCGGUAAUGAUGCCAAAGAUACAAAUAUUCCGGUUGAAGUUUGGAGAUACUAUUUAUUAACUAACAGGCCAGAGGUAUCUGACACGCUAUUUACAUGGUCUGAUUUGCAAGCAAAACUUAAUACUGAGUUGCUCAAUAAUUUGGGCAACUUCAUUAAUCGAGUUUUAAGUUUUAUUGCUAAACCUGCAGGUUUAGGAUAUGACUCCAUUAUUCCAGAUGCUCCUAAUGCAAGCUCGCAUCCUCGAACAAAGAAAUUGGCUGAAGACGUUGGUAAAUUAUUGGGGCAGUAUGUUGAAGCCAUGGAGAAGGUCAAAUUGAAACAAGGACUAAAAAUUGCAAUGAGCAUCUCUAGUGAAGGGAAUGCAUAUCUUCAGGAAAGCCAAUUCUGGAAGCUAUACAAGGAAGAUCAACCCUCAUGCAACAUAGUUAUGAGGGCUUCUACAGGACUUGUAUAUCUUCUCGCAUGUUUACUGGAACCUUUCAUGCCUUCUUUUUCUCUCUCGGUUUUCAAGCAACUUAAUUUACCUCCUGAAGAAGCUUCUCUCUCUGAUGAAAAAGGAGAUAUUAUUAAGAUGCCUUGGGAAUUCCUACCUCCCAAUCAUAAAAUUGGGACACCAGAGCCAUUGUUCAAGGAAUUGAAAGAUGAAGAAGUUGAUUUCUUCCGGAAGAAAUUUGCCGGUAGUCAAGCUGAGAGAGCAGAAGCUGAAGCAGCACAGGCUGCUGAGAAAUUGAGCAAAGCCAAAAUUUCAGAUGGUGGUGGAAAGAAGGCACAGACCAAAAAGCCUGCUGCUCCAGCCAAAUUAAAGAGUAAUGUGAAGCAAGAAAUCUCCAUCAGAAAACUAGAUAUUCGGGUUGGCUUAAUAAAGAAAGCCGAGAAGCAUCCUGAUGCCGAUUCUCUUUAUGUGGAAGAAAUUGAUUUGGGUGGAGAAAUUAGAACAGUCGUUAGCGGACUUGUCAAAUAUAUACCUCUUCAAGAGAUGCAGAAUAGGAAGGUCUGUGUUCUAUGUAACUUAAAGCCGAUGACCAUGAGGGGUGUCAAGUCACAAGCUAUGGUUCUUGCUGCUUCCAACAGUGACAACACUAAGGUUGAGUUGGUUGAUCCACCUGCAUCUGCUGUAGUUGGAGAGAGGGUUACAUUCCCUGGUUUUGAAGGUGAGCUUGAUGAUGGGCAAUGUCCUAAGAAAGUCUGGGAGACGCUACAAGUGGAUUUAGGGACCAACGCAGAUCUCGUGGCAUGCUACAAAGAUAUUCCAUUCACCACAUCAGCCGGUGUUUGCAAGGUCGCAUCUAUUCAGAGUGGUCCGAUAAGGUAGAUAAGCGAAGUCAGUUUCCUAGAUUUUGACCCUUUUUUUUUCUAAUUGUUUCUCAAUGCAUUUUCUAUUAUAUGUAAACCAACUUGUGAUCUGUGUAAAAAUGAUAAUUGGAAGCAGGGAGGUUUUCUCCAUAAUGCUCCUCUACGAUGAUCAAUUGUUUGCAGUUCUAUACA